Molecule: messenger RNA, 1526 nt
Organism: Xiphias gladius (swordfish)
Lineage: Eukaryota; Metazoa; Chordata; Actinopteri; Istiophoriformes; Xiphiidae
Product: ceramide synthase 5-like
Exons: 10
Coding region: 350-1498 (382 amino acids)
Biological process (GO): ceramide biosynthetic process
Cellular component (GO): membrane
Molecular function (GO): sphingosine N-acyltransferase activity; DNA binding
Source: RefSeq, a predicted model, not a curated record
GAAGCAGCAGGGGCAGGAAGCCACACAGCGUUCAUCCCUCUAGUGGAAAACCUCAUUGAAAGUUGCCUAAUCAGUGCGGUGGGUGUUGCCUUUCAGCCUUACGUGUCAAGCUAGCGGUUGGUCCGGUUAACUCACGGGAGUUGACCAGAGCUGAUGCUCGGUUCCUGAAACGUUACAGGGAGGAGGUGGGGACACCGCUGCAGAGGUUUUCAGUUAGUUAAACCCAACGCACCAGAUGCCAGACAAGUAACUGUCCCUGGAUUGGGUUUACCUUUUUUUUUUUUUCUUUUUUUCCUUUUCUUUCUGCUUCUACUGAUCUCGAGUGGGUUUUUUUUUUUUUGUUCCACCGAUGACUUCUUCUAUCUCGGCAUGGAUUUGGAGUGAGAGAUUUUGGCUUCCCGAAAAUGUUUCAUGGGCGGACCUCGAGCAUCCCCCACCUGGUGUGGAGUAUCCCCGGGUGGGUCACAUACUCUACGCCCUGCCUCUGGCUGUCGGAGUUUUUCUACUGAGGCUGCUCUUUGAAAGGCUAGUGGCCAAGCCCUGUGCCCACAUACUUCAGAUUCAAGCAGGAGUGCCUCGACAAGCUCAGCCCAAUGCUGUCCUGGAGAGGCUGUAUCUCUCCAAAACGUGUCCAGACAUGAGGCAACUGGAGGGACUCUCCAAACAGCUGGACUUGGAUGUACGGAAAAUACAGAGAUGGUUUCGCAUCCGUCGGAACCAAGACAGGCCCAGCGCGCAGAAAAAGUUCUGCGAGAGCAUGUGGCGAUUUACAUUUUACUUGGGGAUUUUUAUCUAUGCCAUUCGCCAUUUGUGGGUGUCACCUUGGAUGUGGGAUACCAGACAGUGUUGGCACAACUAUCCUUUUCAGCCUCUGAGUCCUGGACAGUACAACCACUAUGUAGCUGAGCUGGCUUUUUAUUGGUCUCUGAUGUUUUCCCAGUUCACAGAUAUUAAACGUAAGGAUUUCAUUGUCAUGCUUGUCCACCACCUGGCCACCAUAAUCCUCAUCACCUUCUCCUAUGCCAACAACAUGCUAAGAGCUGGUACCUUGGUCAUGUGUGUGCACGAUGCAUCUGACAUUUUCCUUGAGGCAGCCAAACUGGCCAACUACGCCAAGUACCAGAGGCUAUGUGAUGGCCUGUUUGUGGUGUUCAGCAUAAGCUUUUUCCUCACUCGACUUGUCAUCUAUCCUUUCUGGAUUGUUUACAGUGUUCUGUUUGAGAGCUGGGAGAUCGUCGGACCAUACCAGGCCUGGUGGCUGUUCAAUGGGUUGCUGCUGGUCCUGCAGACUCUUCACAUCAUCUGGUUCUACCUCAUCACUCGUAUUGCCAUCAAAGCUAUAUUCAAGGGCAAGGUGUCAAAAGAUGACCGCAGUGACAUCGAGAGCAGCUCAGACGAAGAGAUUUAUUCCAGUUGCAGUAAAAAUCCCAGUCAGACCCUAAAUGCGAAGACCAGCAGUCCCACUGGUAACCUUAAUGGAGAAACUCAUGACCACUGAGUACCAGUAGGAGGUUGUUGACUUUCGG